AUGGGCAAAUUCUACGACGAGAUACCUGAGCACCUCAUAACAUGGAUAGCAAAGCAGCAGAUGUUCACGGUCGCAACGGCGCCGCUCAGCGCGGAUGGGCACGUCAAUAUCUCGUCCAAGGGGGUGGAUGGCACGUUCCACGUUGUUGAUGGCAAGCGGGUGUGGUACGAGGAUCUGACUGGCAGCGGCAACGAAACGAUUUCGCACAUACGCGAAAACUCCCGCAUCACUAUCCUGUUCAACGCCUUCCAGGGGCCGCCCUUGAUCUGUCGCUUAUUCGGUACAGGCACUGUCCACGAGUUUGGCACACCCGAGUACGACAGCUUCAUCUCCCCGGAGACGCGGAUGCCAGGUUCGCGCGCGGUCAUAGUCAUGGAUGUGCACAAAGUCGGCACGUGUACGAGCCAGAGCUGCGGGUACGGCGUACCGUACUACACCUUCGACGGCCACCGCGACACCAUCCUCAACUGGUGCUCGCAGCUGGAGAAGUCGUCGAACAAGGAGAAGGACUUGAAGGCGUGGUGGAGAGCGGAGAACACCAAGAGCCUCGACGGCUUGCCUGGUUUGAACGUCGCGUCUGUAACGGAGCGGCCG
Gloeophyllum trabeum ATCC 11539 is the source of this 594-nucleotide messenger RNA. RefSeq lists its product as uncharacterized. NCBI's taxonomy places the organism in Eukaryota, Fungi, Basidiomycota, Agaricomycetes, Gloeophyllales, Gloeophyllaceae. The transcript is spliced from 4 exons. The annotation marks the transcript as partial. The record is from RefSeq and is a predicted model, not a curated record.